CCUCCCUGAGCAGAAGAGUUCUAAAAUAGUUCAAGUUACCGCGUUUCCAUCAACAUCGAUAUGCACAUCAAAUGAGGUAGACAUCAUGACUAUGGUCACAAAGCGAUGCCCAAUUUUCUGUUCCAAAACGUGUUCAAAGCAGCAUCAUCCACUCCUCAUUGCUCUCAUCAACACCAACACGACGGAAAAUGGUGAAACGUCAUUCACAGCACUUGAAGCAACCAUUUCUCGUUAUGUUAAGCUUGGUAAAUGGUCAGUAUGCGAUGAUAUUUAUGACCCUGAUCCAACAUACAGAUACCCAUUGCUUCACUGGGCAGCAUGUCUAGGAAAAGUUACAGUCGUGAAAUGGCUAGUUCAUCGAGACAAAGUGAGUGUAUUUGCCAGACAUUUAAGCACCUAUGACACAGCAUUACAUAUGGCUGUCCAAAGUCUUCAGAAAACCUGUCAGAAAGAGGCUAGUCAAGUGUUUGGGAAGCUUGUGCCGAUCCUGGCGGGUUCUUUGGCUUGCCGUAACUGCAACGGUGAUACUCCCCUCCACCUAAUUUGCCGAAGCCUUCUCCAUGAAAAGCCGAGGGUGGAAUAUUUUACCGAAUGUGUCUCCAGUAUUCUUAAGUUUGCUGCUUCUAGAGGUGGAGGUUUUCCUGCCACCAUUGUAAAUUCUCAAAACAAUGACGGGAAUACGCCUUUGCACAUUGUGGCCCAGAAAGACCAUACCUUAAAUAUCAUUAAGAUGAUGAUGGAACUUGGCAAGGUGGACCUUAAUCUCGUAAAUAGUCGGCAACAGAAUGCUCUAAAAGUUGCCAUUGACCUUGGCCAGAUGAAGACAUCAGCGUAUCUUCAUCAUCUGGUGGAAAAGGCACCCAAAAACAGAGAUGGUUCAAUCAAAUGUCUGAUAGGUCCUAAACAGCUGGGUUUAAAAGACACAACUGUGGUUGACAAUGACACUAAUAAUUCUGCCUCAGAUACAGCAAAGAAAAGCCAAGAGAAAGGUGAAGAGAAGAAUAUUGACAAUUCUCCAGCUUCAGUCUGUAAUGUUUCAAGUACAGAAGACAGUACAAUGGAAAUUUCCAAUACUGACUCUAACCAAAAUCAAAGUAAUUUAGAGAAGAGAGCUGAGGAUAGCAGUUCAUCAGCACCUCAAGCCUCAUCAAACUCUCCUUCAUCAACUUCUUCCAUUCAGCUGGAACCUAUUUCUGUUCACCCAGAAGUCCAAUCAAAUACCUUAAGGAACAACUAUACUGAAUCAAUAAUGCCAGUGCAAGCGAUAAUUGCCAAACAGACUGGAAAAGAUUUACCUAAUCGCUGCUCUACGACUUCCUCUGUUUCUUCUGAAUCCUCUCUGGCACCAUCAAUUUCAUCCGACACUGCAAC
Molecule: messenger RNA, 1371 nt
Organism: Pecten maximus
Lineage: Eukaryota; Metazoa; Mollusca; Bivalvia; Pectinida; Pectinidae
Molecular function (GO): protein binding
Source: RefSeq, a predicted model, not a curated record